This is a messenger RNA of Pteronotus mesoamericanus, 1685 nucleotides long. RefSeq names its product tumor suppressor 2, mitochondrial calcium regulator (gene TUSC2). Gene Ontology annotation, biological process: regulation of mitochondrial membrane potential; inflammatory response. Lineage: Eukaryota; Metazoa; Chordata; Mammalia; Chiroptera; Mormoopidae. Gene Ontology annotation, cellular component: mitochondrion. The transcript is spliced from 3 exons. Bases 127 to 459 code for a protein of 110 amino acids. The record is from RefSeq and is a predicted model, not a curated record.
AGCGGAGCCUGCGGAAGACGGGAGCCGCUGCACCUUGGAUCCAAGGCCGAGUCAGGGCAUGGCUACGCCGAUGGCCCUGUAAGAGCAAAGCCGCCGCGGGGUCCGCCAUGCGCCGGCGGCCCUGACAUGGGUGCCAGCGGCUCCAAAGCUCGGGGCCUAUGGCCCUUCUCCUCCGCGACGGGGGGCGGCGGCCCGGAGGCUGCAGCUGCUGAGCAAGCUUUGGUGCGUCCGCGAGGCCGAGUUGUGCCCCCCUUCGUAUUCACGCGCCGCGGCUCCAUGUUCUAUGACGAGGAUGGAGAUCUUGCUCAUGAAUUCUAUGAGGAGACAAUCGUCACCAAGAAUGGGCAGAAGCGGGCCAAGCUGAGGCGGGUGCAUAAGAACCUGAUUCCUCAGGGCAUCGUGAAGCUGGAUCCUCCCCGUAUCCACGUGGAUUUCCCCGUGAUCCUCUAUGAGGUCUGAGCUUAGGGGGUUGCAGGCCUAAGCACCUCCUGCCUCAGCAAGAAACCCUCAGGCUCAAAGCGUGGCUUCCAUUGAGGAACUAGGCUGGAGCCACAAUCCUGAAUAAACUCCGUAGGCUUGGAACCUUCAGCUGUGAGCAGGGCAAUUCUGCAAUGUGGGGUGGGUGGGUGCUGGUUUGCAGACACGAGGUAGUUGGUGGCUGGUGAGGGCUAAUGACAGAGUUACCAGCCCACCUUCCCUAGCAAUCCCUACAAGGCCCAUGGCAGGGCAUAUGCUGAUGGGGAUGCCUGGUUCCUGUGCCCUUGCCUGGCCUGCUUUCUUCCAAGUUUGCCCAGGGCCCAACCCUACUAGGGGCUACAGCACUUUACAAGUAAGGUCUGCCUUCUCCCAGCCCCGGGGCUGUGAGAGCUGCACACAAGCGGGAACUUCCUUUCCUUCACUUCCUUUACCCCUUCGUUGGAGCAUUUCAGCCGUUUGCUACCUCGAUUCCUCCUCUGUCGGACAGAGGCUGGGGGCAACGCAAGCCUGAUUCUUCCUACCUACCUGCCCCUGUGUUCCCACCCCCAGAUGGAUGGACCGUUUGCUGGCUGUUAACAGGAGUAGGGACUGGUGUGGAGGGCUUCUCCCUCUACCCUGACCAGGCUGAUCCCACUGUAACUAGUUGUUGUCCCUUGAUGUCGCCCUCCCCUCCUCCUCCCAGUUGAGAGGGCACAGGGUGGGAUCAGGAAGGGCUAUCGAUGCCUGUGCCUACCCGCCUGCUCCAUCUCAUCUCCCUUGCCUUUUGCACCAGCCAACCCCCCCCGCCACACACACACACACACAUUGAGAGGACACCAUCCACCACCCUGUGAUGAGAGACAGCAUCCUGGGGCUGGUGCCAAUAGUUCUGAGUCCACUGCCCCUUCCGCCGCAGUGCGCCUGCCCACCCCUUCAGGAUCAGCCGGGGGGAGUGCUGGAGCCCCUGGGUAGGGAGAAAGGAGAGAGCAACCGUAACAGGAAUACUUAAAAUGUGAAAGUUUGUAAAUAGUCUAGUCCAUGAUGUUGUUAGGGCAGAGUCUGAUUUCUACACAGAAAUGACUUUUUUUUUUUCAUUGUUUAAUUCCUUACUGUGCAAGCUCUGUGCUUCAAGACUGGGAAAUGGUGUGGGGAAGGUAGACCCCAAUCUAGGAAGGGUGUUAUGUUAUUUGUUCAGUUUCAAUAAAAUUAUUUGUAGACCCUGCAUACAA